This is a messenger RNA of Phaeoacremonium minimum UCRPA7, 525 nucleotides long. RefSeq lists its product as hypothetical. Bases 1 to 525 code for a protein of 174 amino acids. The transcript is spliced from 2 exons. Lineage: Eukaryota; Fungi; Ascomycota; Sordariomycetes; Togniniales; Togniniaceae. The record is from RefSeq and is a predicted model, not a curated record.
AUGUACCACGUCUACUGCGACAAAGGUGAUCCUCCUCCGUUCCUCUGCGAAGGCGACGAUCGACACUUAGUCGCCAAGUACAUCUACGGAGGUCGAUGCGAACAAUGCAAGGACAGGGCUUGGGUCGAGGAAGGUGAGGAGCGAGAGUGUCACCUCCAAGAUCAGUUGGAAGAUCUUCGCGUAGAAUGUCUUCCUAAAGACCAGGAGAAGAAAUACCAUGAGAACAUCGUCAAGAAGCACAAUAUCCAAGAACGAUUUGCAGAGGACAAGCUCGAGAACGAGAGCGACGACAUUGACUUCACUGUCGAGUGGGUCAAAGAGCACUUGAAUGCGGUUUGGACUGGCAACGAGAAGGCUCUCAAGAGAUUGGGUUAUAUGCAAGCAUGCGACAUGAAAGUUCGGCUCAACAAAGAGCUGAAGAAGCCAGAGGGUUUGCAGAAGAAAUCCAAGCCGAGAAAUACACCGAUACCCACGGGUUGGCAGAAAAUUGCCGUCGAGUCAUGGGGAGGUUUCGGUACCGGAUAA